Molecule: messenger RNA, 2340 nt
Organism: Lizanozyma spartinae
Lineage: Eukaryota; Fungi; Ascomycota; Pichiomycetes; Serinales; Debaryomycetaceae
Exons: 1
Coding region: 1-2340 (779 amino acids)
Biological process (GO): intracellular protein transport; COPII-coated vesicle cargo loading; endoplasmic reticulum to Golgi vesicle-mediated transport
Cellular component (GO): endoplasmic reticulum exit site; COPII vesicle coat
Molecular function (GO): zinc ion binding; GTPase activator activity
Source: RefSeq, a predicted model, not a curated record
AUGGACUUCGAAGAAAGAGAAGACAAAGACGGGAUUCGACUUAGUUGGAGUUGUUUGCCCAAGUCAAGACUCCAGCACCAUCGCAAUGUGGUCCCCUUUGGUGCAUUGUAUACACCAUUGAAUACCAAAACAGAACUCCCAGUUUUGCCCAAGGAGUCCUUGGAAACGUGUCGACAAUGUCGUUCAUCGAAUAAUCAGUUUACCCAGGGUACCCCUGAAAUGUGGUCGUGUCAUUUCUGUGGGUUCAACAACCGUCGGGUCACCACUGAACCCAUACCUCUGUCGACGGUCGAAUAUUGCACGGGACAAUAUGGACCACAACCUAUUUUCUUCUACGUGGUAGAUACUUGCUUCGAAAACGAAGACGUGGUAGACGCUUUUGUUUCGUUAAAGGAACUGUUGGCGAUAUCUUUAAGCUUAUUGCCCGAGAACGCGUUGGUCGGCUUAAUUACGUAUGGGAAGCAUGUUCAUCUCCACGACUUGAACAGUGGGAACAGCUUGAAACUGUACUCUUUCAAUGGGAGCAAAGAAUACACCAAAGAAAAGGUCGAACUGAGCAUUGGUUUGCUUCCAUCUAGUGUUAAGCAGCCUCAAUCUUCAAUGUCGUCAGUUGCCCAAAGAUUCCUUCAGCCAGUGUCGAUUGCCGAGUUCCAAUUCGAAAGCAUUUUGGAUAGCUUGACUCCCAAUGUAUUCCCUCAUUCUGCUAUCAAGGAAAGACCGCUUAGACUGACGGGGUGUGCGCUCAACGUGACGCUGUUGUUACUUUCGUCGUUGUUGAACGGUCAAACGUCAGGUGGUCAUGUGCUUUGUUUCAUUGGUGGGGUGUGUACUUAUGGACCUGGAAGCAUCGUCAGUCUGUUAUUAAAAGAACCGUUAAGGUCGCACCACGACAUAGAAAAGUCAAGACAAGCCACUUUGCCCAACACUACACAGAAUGUCAACGUUCUGUUGAUCAAACUGGCGAAGAAGUUUUACCAUGCUGUAGCCCAAAACUUUGUGUUGAUCGGCUUAAGUUGUGAUAUUUUCAUUGGCUGCUACGAUCAAGUUGGGUUGUGGGAAAUGGACGAUAUCCCCAACAAAACUGGCGGAGCCAUCGUGUUGUGUGAUUCCUUCAGCACAUCUAUCUUCAAGCAAAGUUUACAGAAAUUUUUUAGAAAGCACUACGAAUCUGAUUUUUUGGAGAUGGGGUUCAACGGUACCUUAGAAAUCAAAGUUCAAGCGGAUUUAAAGAUCCAAGGGUUAUUGGGCCAUGCCACUUCUUUGAAGACCAAACUGAGCAACAAAGGAAAUACUCCGAACAAUGUGAGUAGUUCUUCUAUUUCACACACGGUGGUAGGAGAAGGCGAUACCAAUGCAUGGAAAUUGUGUUCUGUUGAUAACCAGUCCACGUAUGCCAUUUACUUUGAGAAGGGAGACUCUGUUAAUAAGGACUUCACGUUCAUUCAAUUCUUAUUCCACUACCAGCACCCAAGUGGGGAAAUGAGACUAAGGGUCACUACACUCCCCGUUGCCAUAGUUGCUGAUUCGGACGCUCAAGCUUUGGAAUUGGGAUUCGACCAAGACGCAGCUACAGUCUUAAUGGCAAGAGUGGCUAUACAAAAGCUUAAAUCCGGUACCAGUUCACCCAAGGAGAUCCAAAGACUUUUAGAUAACCAAUUGGUUGAAUAUUGUUCAAGAUUUGCUGUUUACAACAAGGGACAAUUGGAGACCUUUAGACUUCUGAGUCAAUACUCGAUCAUUCCUCAGAGCUUCUUCUAUUUGAGAAGAUCACCAUUUAUCGAUGUGUUUGGAGCAUCACCAGAUGAAACUGCAUUUACAAGACACACCUUCUUCCAUGAGGAUGUGAACAACUCCCUUAUAAUGAUUCAACCUUCGUUGAUUCUGUUUGACAUCGAUAAGUUUGGUGAAGAGAUCGACGGAGAACCAAACUACACGGGGACUCCGGUGCUUCUAGACUCCUGUUCGUUAGGGCCAGAUAAGAUUCUUUUACUCGAUACCUUUUUCCAUAUUUUGAUUUUCCAUGGUAGCACCGUCGCCAGUUGGAGACAAGCCAAAUAUCACGAACUAGAAGGGUACGAACAUUUUAAAGCAUUUUUAGAAGAACCAAGAAGAGAAGCAAUGGAAUUGUUAAUGGAAAGGUUCCCAUUACCAAGAUUUAUUGAUACGAAUGAAGGGGGUUCUCAAGCAAGAUUCUUGAUGGCCAAAUUAAACCCUUCUACGACUUACAACAACCCAAACACUCAAUUAUAUGGCUCGGGUCAAUUGGAUGUCUUGACUGAUGACAUAAGCUUACAACUGUACAUGGAACUGAUUAAGAAAUCAACGGUCAACAAAAAGUGA